CGCGCGCUCUCCAGCGCUUCUUCCGGGAGCGGGCGGCACGGCCGGGCUGCAGCCGGUGCGGUGCGUGGACGCCGGAGCGCGCGUAGAUGAGUUGUUCUGUGUUUAAAGAGUCUGGAGCAGAGGUUGGGGAGUGAAGCAGAAGAGCUGCCUCUCUGAGUUCCCUCUCACCGCAUUCAGGAAGUGAAAUCAGAUGGAUGCUGGUGAGUACCCCAUGGCAGCAGUUGCUUCGUUUCGUUGGGUCAGAGUGAACUAUAACUUGGAAGCCUUCUUUAGUAACUUCAUAGGUCAGUCCUGCUUCUGGGAUCCAACUCUGUAUUGUGGUUAAGAACUAUUUCACAUCAGACAGAGUGACUCAUAAGACAGAAUGAAGAGGAACAAUUUCUUUGCUGUGAAUACAGUUAUCCGGUCAUCACCAGCCGUGAAACAGCUGAGACUUGGGUUCAGCCCCUCCCUUGAGCAGACUCACAUGUACACUGUUCUUCAAGACUGGGGGAAUUUGCCUCACCAUGUAGUGUUACGAAUUUUUCAGUAUCUUCCUUUAAUAGAUCGGGCUCGAGCAUCUUCUGUAUGCAGAAGAUGGAAUGAAGUGUUUCAUAUUCCUGACCUCUGGAGAAAGUUUGAGUUUGAACUGAGCCAGUCAGCUACUUCAUAUUUUAAGUCUACUCAUCCUGAUCUCAUUCAGCAGAUCAUUAAAAAGCAUGCUGCACAUCUUCAGUAUGUCAGCUUCAAGGUUGAUAGUAGUACUGAAUCAGCAGAAACUGCCUGCAGUAUACUUUCUCAGCUAGUAAAUUGUUCUCUCCAGACUCUGGGACUGAUUUCAACAGCCAAGCCAAGUUUUAUGAAUGUGUCAAAGUCUCAUUUUGUAUCAGCACUUACAGUUGUGUUCAUCAACUCCAAAUCAUUAUCAUCAAUCAAAAUUGAAGACACACCAGUGGAUGACCCUUCACUGAAGAUCCUCGUGGCCAAUAAUAGUGACACUCUAAGGCUCCUAAAAAUGAGCAGCUGUCCUCAUGUUUCAUCUGAUGGAAUCCUCUGUGUGGCUGACCAGUGUCAAGGCCUUAGAGAACUGGCCUUGAAUUACUACAUUCUAAGUGAUGAACUCCUCCUAGCACUUUCAAGCGAGACUCAUGUUAAUCUCGAACAUCUUCGAAUUGAUGUUGUAAGUGAAAACCCUGGACAGGUGGAAUUUCAUUCUAUUAAAAAACACAGUUGGGAUGCGCUUAUUAAACACUCCCCAGGAGUUAAUGUUGUUAUGUACUUCUUUUUAUAUGAAGAAGAAUUUGAGACAUUCUUCAAAGAAGAAAACCCUGUUACUCACCUUUAUUUUGGUCGCUCUGUAAGCAAAGCAGUUCUGGGACGGAUAGGUCAUAACUGCCCACGACUAAUAGAGUUAGUGGUAUGUGCAAAUGGUCUUCAGCCGCUUGAUAGUGAACUUAUUUGUAUUGCUGAACACUGUAAAAACUUAACAGCUUUGGGCCUCAGUGAAUGUGAAGUUAGCUGUAGUGCGUUCAUUGAGUUUGUAAAAAUCUGUGGGAGAAGGCUCACCCAGCUCUCUAUCAUGGAAGAAGUUCUGAUCCCAGAUGACAGUUACAGCCUUGAAGAAAUUCAUACUGAAGUCUCUAAAUACCUGGGAAGGGUGUGGUUUCCUGAUGUGAUGCCCGUCUGGUAACCAGUUGCCAACCAGUCUGAUCUUUUUUUUUCUCAUUAAGAUUAGUUGCUUUCUACCUAUGGAAAUGUAAACUUUAAAUACCUUGCAGAAAUAUUUCAAGUAAAUAUUUUGUUUGUAAAUUGUUUUAGUGGCUGACUGCAGAAUAAUUUGAAAAAGUAUAAGAAAUUUGAAUUGCCAGAAGUGUUUUAGUAGAUGGCAGAGAUGGUAUGUUCAAUGGGAUGUUUGAUGGACUAAAAACUAUGGAUGGUUUCUAAGUAGAUUUCUAAGCCUUCCUUAAAGGCAUAC
Octodon degus (degu) is the source of this 1954-nucleotide messenger RNA. It is a transcript of the gene Fbxl21, whose product is annotated as F-box and leucine rich repeat protein 21. Gene Ontology annotation, biological process: regulation of cell cycle; SCF-dependent proteasomal ubiquitin-dependent protein catabolic process; G2/M transition of mitotic cell cycle. Gene Ontology annotation, molecular function: protein binding. The coding region runs from base 365 to 1669 and encodes 434 amino acids. The transcript has 8 exons. Gene Ontology annotation, cellular component: SCF ubiquitin ligase complex; cytosol; nucleus. Lineage: Eukaryota; Metazoa; Chordata; Mammalia; Rodentia; Octodontidae. The record is from RefSeq and is a predicted model, not a curated record.